AUGAACGCUUGGUCGUCUCUGCUCCGCUCCCAAAUCUGCCGCCGGCUUCCCCAAGCGGCGAUCGGCUCGACGUGCAGAGGUUACUACAAGAGCAGGACCCGCAAGCCCACCCUCUACUCGGAGGUCAGCCCCCUCGGGAGCCCCGGCCGGAGCGUCGCUCCGGUGCUCGACGCCUGGGUCGGAGGGGGCCACAAGGUCCGGUUCGCCGAGCUCCAGCGCAUCAUCCGCGACUUCCGCCGCCGCAAACGGUUCUCUCACGCGCUCGAGGUCUCCGAAUGGACCCAAAAGAACGGUGUUUUUGUUUUUUCACCUGUGGAGCAUGCUGUGCAGUUAGAUUUAAUAGGGAGGGUCCACGGAUUACUUUCAGCUGAAAACUACUUUGAGAACUUGAUGGACCAUGAUAAAACUUACAAGACAUAUGGAGCUCUCCUUAGUUGUUAUGUAAGGCAGCACCAGGUGGAGAAGUCCUUGUCUCAUCUCCGGAAAAUGAGGGAGAAGGGUUUUGACUUGACGGCUCUCACUUACAACAACAUGAUGUGCUUGUUCACGAAAAUUCGACAGCACGAUAAAGUAUCCGAUGUGUUAGCUGAGAUGAAAGAGAACAAAGUUUUGCCCGAUAACUUUAGCUACAGGAUCUGUAUGAAUUCCUAUGGUGAGAGAUCUGACUUAAAGGGAAUGGAAGAACUCCUCAUAGAGAUGGAAACCCAACCUCACAUAGCCGUGGACUGGAAUACGUAUGCCGUUGUUGCAAAUUUUUACAUAAAAGCAGGGCUGACCAAGAAGGCGCUCGAUGCCCUGAAGAGAUCAGAAGAGAGACUAACUGGGAAAGAUGGGAUUGGAUAUAACCAAUUGAUAUCACUCCAUGCUAGUCUGGGAAACAUGACAGAAAUUUUGAGGUUGUGGGAUCUAGAGAAAAAUGCUUGCAAGAGGUGCAUAAACAAGGAUUAUUUUAACCUACUAAAAUCUCUGGUGAAGCUUGGUGAACUUGAAGAAGCUGAGAAAGUGCUGAAGGAGUGGGAAUCAUCUGGGAACUGUUAUGAUUUUCGAAUUCCAGAUACUGUCAUAGCGGCUUUUUCUGAAAAAGGGUUGCAUGAGAAAGCCGAAAUGCUCCUCGAGAAUUUGUUGGAGAAAGGAAAAGAAACUACUCCAGACAGUUGGGCGGGAGUGGCUGCAGGAUAUUGGCACAAAGUUGAUAUGGAGAAAGCAUUGAAGAGCAUGAAGGUGGCCCUCUCUCUUCCCAUGACGAAGAAAAGGUGGAAGCCCGAUCUUAAGUUGAUCACAGCAAUUCUAAAUUGGCUUGGUGAUAAUAGUAAUGUAGCAGAUGUGGAAGCUUUUGCAGGCUUCUUAUCCAUCGUCCCUGUAAGCAGAGAAAUCCAUGAUGCCCUGUUAAAGGCUGAUUCAAGAGAGAGUAAGAUGUGGGUGGGUUCUAAACAGAACGAAAGCUGCUGACCUAGAAAGAGAAGAAACAAGCUCAUUGGCGUGAAAGAUGUUAUUGGCACACGACACACCGCUAUUUGGAAUGAUCAAACAGCCAGACUUUUUGUCCGCUGGUUUUCCGGUGAAACCUUGGGUAGUGGAAGAUCAUUUGCAGUGCCAUUGUUCACCUCAAGCAAGUCAACAGAGAAUUCUGAAUGAAAUUGCUCUUCCGCAAAUUGGAGAAAAUCAGGUUAGUGCUUGAGAACUAGUAAAUCAUCGGAGCAUCGAAGCGCCGAUGUUAAAGGUGUGGGAUAUUUCUUUGGGGGUGCGUUGAGAAUCUUCUAGUUUUCCGUGUCCCUUCCACAUCUUGAUGUCUUCGCAGAGAAUUGGCCAGGCAAUUCUAUGUCUGAAAUCAGUAUGAGUUCGCGCUCCUUUAUGGCGAAGUCGCUUCCUUUGCACGAGAAAUGUGCAUUUCUUUGCCUAAAUAAAAUUCCAGCAUAACUUGAAUAU
Molecule: messenger RNA, 1926 nt
Organism: Syzygium oleosum
Lineage: Eukaryota; Viridiplantae; Streptophyta; Magnoliopsida; Myrtales; Myrtaceae
Product: pentatricopeptide repeat-containing protein At4g21705, mitochondrial
Exons: 2
Coding region: 1-1449 (482 amino acids)
Cellular component (GO): mitochondrion
Molecular function (GO): protein binding
Source: RefSeq, a predicted model, not a curated record